Linum trigynum is the source of this 3322-nucleotide messenger RNA. NCBI's taxonomy places the organism in Eukaryota, Viridiplantae, Streptophyta, Magnoliopsida, Malpighiales, Linaceae. The record is from the annotation of a GenBank genome assembly.
UCAACUGAACCGAAAUUCCAAAUUUCCGACCGAAAAACUACAAUUGCAACCUCCAAAUGGUGGAUUUUUAUAUUUAUAAUUGUUUUUUUACUUAAAUAUUUGAAAUGUUAUAUGACUUAUGUGCUGAAAAGUUUCAUUUUAUCAUUGAUUAUGCAUAUAAUUGCAUAUUUAUUGUUUAUAUUAGGAGUGAAAAAUAAUUUAAAAGUGAGAAUAUACAAGUAGCCUCACAAAUUCGGUAUUGUGUUAAAAAUCGAACUAAACCGAAUUAUAAAUCUGUUUAAACCGACCGAACCGAAUUAUAAUUCGGUUCGAAUUCGGUUUGAGGUUUGGGAGAAUUCGGGGACCCGGUAUUCAUAAUUUCGGUUCGGUCUCGACCGAAUGCCCACCCCUAGCCGUGCCCUCGACAGUGUUUUGCCCAGAAUCGGGUUUUUGAGGCAGAUUCAAGCCAAAGGAAAGGGGGAGCUGGGUUUUGGAUCCGAAACACCCAAGGGACGAACCAAAGAGAGAGAGGGUGAUUUGAGGGCAUUCUAAGAGUGGAAUUGGAGGAUUUCUUCGCCUUGGAAGCUCGAGGAACAAGCCCAGACUUGAAGACUGAUCAUCUAAAGAUUCUUACUGCAGUCUCUCUCUUCUCUAUGGAGUAACUUCCCUUCACUUAGGUUUUGAGGAACCCUAGCCAUGUUUGUUUGAUUGGAUGAUUGUAUGAGUACUCCUACUUGAUAAUCUUGAGUUCAUAUUCAAUCUAUGCAUGUUUUCAUGAUUCAAUUCUGCUUUAGUCGAGAUUAUUGAUUCUGCUUUGAUCCUAUGAGAGCGAAUACCUGAUUAGGUCAAUAGAGCACCAUAGAUUGAUAGUAUUGGAUCGAUUGCUUUAGUCUAGGGUGGAUUCACUACUUUGUAUCGAUUGAGAACCUCUUUCGAUAGAGGGAGUUGAGUUCAGAACACCUUGAUCGGCUGUUCUAGAGAAGGAUACGUCCCUCUAGGCAAUUGACUCAAGAGGACCUUGUUCCUUUAGUCGAGACUCAAGGUCUAGUCAAGGAUUCUCCGCAUUGUGAAUGAAAGUGAAACAGGUUAGAGAUCAUCAAUCAUUACUCUGGCUAGUGGCUAGGGGGAAUCAUACCUAAGUGAGUUCCCAACCUGCAAUUAGAUUAACUUUAACUGUAGUUUGCUAGAGUAGUUUUAGUUCUUUCAUCUUAAUCUGGUUUGCUAGAUAAUGAACUGAAUCUGAGUAAUAGUAACUCUAGCAACCCGUGGAUUCGAUAUUUAUUACUUGAACCACUAUACUGCAUUCCUUUUCAUUGUUUACACUUGACCUUUGUUAGGAGUUGUGUCAUAACGAGUCACCUCAUCACCAAUUUAUGGUGGAGCCAAAAGGGCGAUGAAAAGUGUGCUCAUUGGCUCAGACGGGAGGAGAUGGCGGUCCCGAAGAGUGAAGGUGGAAUGGGAUUUCGCUAUCUGGGUGGGUUUAAUGUGGCUUUGUUAGCUCGGCAGUUGUGGAGCAUGGCGGCACACAUUAUGGCACACUGUGAUAUGAGCUGGGAUUCUCCAGUAGUGUGGGUUGAUAGUCCUCAAAAUUUCCUUAUUAAUCAGCUGAUUUUGGACAAUGUAACGAUCUCUUCUGAUUAAUAAGAUAAGCAGAUUUCCAUAAAAAAAAGGUUAGAAGACUUCAUUAUUAAUCAGGAUGUUACGUACAAUGGGCUCGUUCUUUAACUAGGAAUUUGGAGCAUUCCUAUGACCCAUUCUUUAAGAAGGGAGCGCAGUAGUAGUGUUGCUUGCUUCCGCCUUCGUGGAUGCCCAUGGGCCUUGCUAUUCUCAUUUGGGCCAAAGAAAAUAUAACAUGUUUUAUGUCAGUUCUUGCUUUCACUCUUUGGCUAGAGAGAAGUUCAAUGGAGCGGACAACUUUCCAUAUAUAUUCCACAAAAGAAAAAUAAAGAAAGAAGUUUGUUUUCUUGAAGUACAACUAAAAAUUCAAAUUCCUACUCAUACUAAUUUGUGCUUUAGUUUGCCAUGAAGCAUUGCCAUCAUCGGCCAUCUGAAGAAGGUUGUCUUUCAAUUUCCGAAUAGGUGUUCUCUUUACAAGUGUUCCAAAAGUUUAUUUCCAUUCUUUCGUUGGUGUGUCCCUUUCUUGCAGAUUUCUCAAGGCAUGUUUUGAAGAAUUUGAUAACGCGGAAUUAAAAAUGAAUACAUAACACGAGACAAGGGGUUUUACGUGGUAUUCUCGAUCGAUUGAUUGAUCGAGAGUAAUCCACGGUGAGCUCGGAAGAGCUCACGACAGACGUUUUAUUAUUUGAGGACUACAUCUUGAUAGCUUGCUUACGACAGGUUCGUAGCUAAGUCUUAUAUAAAGAUAUACUAGGGUUAAAACCCUAUUGACAACCAAGUUUCCUUCUUUGACAAGGACAAGGAAACAAGGGACUUGGAGGACAAGGAAUUAAUUAUUUUUGACUAAAUAAUUAAUAUCCUCAACACUCCCCCUCAAGCGAAGACAUGAGUGACAAGAAUAUCGAGCUUGAAAAAGGAAAUGUAACGAACAAGCAUGACAAGCUUGAACAACAAAACUCGAGAUGAAUAACAUCUCGAACGAGGUUGAUUUGGAGACAGUUAACUCUCUCCCUUGAACAACCUGAUGAAGACGGUUGACUACAUCUUCUUGAACGUCGUUACAGAGACGGUUGAUUACGUCUCUUGAACGAUCUGACGGAGACGAUUGACUGUGUCUCUUGAAUGACUUGACGGAGACGAUUGACUACGUCUAUCCGUAUGAUAUGGUGGAGAUGGUUGACUGCAUCUCUUGAACGACUUGACUCUCUAUUCUCCCCCUCAAGCUGACGCAUGAACGAUGUGAAUGCGCAGCUUGAAAGUUAGAAUGGUGAUGACUUAACAUUGAACGAUGUUGAAUGCUGAGGGGACGAUCGUUACUGGGAUCGUGACUGCCUCGCUUUAUGACUUGACCAUUUUUUUUUUUUGAAGAAAACUUUAUCUCCCCAACAAUAUCUAUUGAAGAGACAAUGACUAACAACAUUAACACGUCCCCCUCAAACGAAAGCCACUCACAAGGGCUGGAAGUUUGCACAUGUCUGAAGAUAAGAAUACCAUGUGCUUAACAAAUGGGGGUCAUUGGGAAUCGAACACAAGACCUCUCGGUCACAGAAGGCUCUGAUACCAUGUCAAGAACCAGUUGAUCCCAAUAACUCGAGUUGUUGGGAGAAGGUUCUGCUGGAACUUAUACAACUCGCUAACACGCCCCCUCAAACGAAAGCCAACCCAUGGGCUUGAAGUUUGCACAGGCCCACCAUACCUUGUGCUUUAAUCAACUGUUAAUAUUGGG